AUGGCGGCCGUGGGCUUGGUGUCUGUGGCAGUGGCUGCCGAGUACUCUGGCCCCGUAGCGUCCGGAGGUAACCUCUCCGGUGUUAACUGCACCCCAAACUCCGGGGCAGCUCCUGGUCCUGGCCCGGGCUCGUGGAGCCGUUCCCUCGACCGAGCCCUGGAGGAGGCGGCGGUGACCGGGGUGCUGAGCCUGAGCGGCCGGAAACUGAGGGAGUUUCCCCGGGGAGCGGCCAACCACGACCUGACGGACACCACUCGGGCCGACCUGUCACGAAAUCGCCUUUCAGAAAUUCCUAUAGAAGCUUGUCACUUCGUUUCUCUUGAAAAUCUCAACUUGUACCAAAAUUGUAUUCGGUAUAUCCCAGAGGCAAUUCUAAACCUACAAGCCCUAACGUUCUUAAAUAUUAGUCGGAACCAGCUAUCAACAUUGCCAGUGCACUUGUGUAAUUUACCACUAAAAGUCUUAAUUGCUAGUAAUAACAAAUUGGUCUCACUUCCAGAAGAAAUUGGACAUCUUAGACAUUUGACAGAACUUGAUGUGAGCUGCAAUGAAAUUCAAACUAUACCUUCCCAAAUUGCUAAUCUGGAGGCCUUGAGAGACCUUAACGUAAGAAGAAAUCACUUAGUACAUUUGCCUGAAGAACUGGCAGAGUUGCCUUUGAUACGGUUAGACUUCUCAUGCAAUAAAAUUACAACAAUCCCUGUUUGUUAUCGGAAUCUCAGGCACCUACAGGUGAUCACCCUAGAUAACAAUCCACUGCAAUCACCUCCUGCACAGAUAUGUAUAAAAGGCAAAGUCCACAUAUUUAAAUACCUGAACAUACAAGCCUGUAAGAUUGCUCCAGAACUGCCAGAUUAUGAUAGGAGACCCUUGGGUUUUGGCUCCUGCCAUGAAGAACUGUACUCAGGUCGCCCUUAUGGAGCCCUUGAUUCAGGUUUCAAUAGUGUGGACAGUGGUGAUAAGAGAUGGUCAGGGAAUGAACCUGCAGAUGAAUUUUCAGAUCUGCCUCUUCGAGUAGCAGAGAUUACUAAAGAACAAAGACUACUAAGAGAAAGCCAGUACCAAGAGAAUCGCAACAGUUUAGUAGUAACAAAUGGUGGAGUGGAACAUGAUCUGGAUCAGAUUGACUACAUUGACAGCUGUACUGCAGAGGAAGAAGAGGACGAGGUGAGACACUCCAAAGGACUGGACUCAGACAGCCUGAGUUCACAGUUUAUGGCAUAUAUUGAACAGCGGCGAAUCUCUCAUGAGGGUUCACCGAUAAAGCCAGUAGCUAUUAGGGAGUUUCAAAAAACAGAAGACAUGAGAAGAUAUUCACAUCAAAACAGGAUUCCAGUUGAGCCAUCUUCUCUCUUGUCACUAUCACCAAGUCACAAUCAGUUACCACAUACAGACUUGGAACUUCAUCGGAGAAGAGAACAGUUAGUAGAGCGCACUCGAAGAGAGGCACAGCUUGCUGCCCUACAGUAUGAAGAAGAGAAAAUACGAACCAAGCAAAUUCAGAGAGAUGCUGUCCUGGACUUUGUCAAGCAAAAAGCAUCACAAAGUCCACAAAAACAGCAACUCCCCUUAGAUGGUGAGUGUCCCUUCCCAUCCAGAAGGUCUCAGCACACUGAUGAUAGUGCCUUGUUAGUGUCGCUGUCAGGGUUGAAUCAAGUGGGCUGUGCUGCAACCCUGCCUCAUUCUUCUGCCUUCACACCUCUUAAGAGUGAUGACAGAUCUAAUGCUAUAUCAAGUUCACCUACAACAGAAAAAGUUCAUCGUUCCCCUGCAUAUUCUUUUCCUGCUUCUAUCCAGAGAAAUCAACCCCAGCGCCCUGAAAGCUUCCUUUUCCGAGCAGCUGUCAGGGCAGAAACAAAUAAAGGUCAUGUAUCACCUCUUCUUCCAUCUUGUGCACCUCCCACUGAUUCUACAGUUCCCAUUACAAGACAGAAUUCAAGACAUAGAGAAGAAGAGCUGGAAUUAAUUGAUCAACUACGGAAACAUAUUGAGUACCGGUUGAAAGUAUCUCUGCCAUGUGAUCUUGGAGCAGCUCUAACUGAUGGUGUUGUUCUUUGCCAUUUGGCCAAUCAUGUGCGGCCUCGGUCUGUCCCAAGCAUUCAUGUUCCUUCACCAGCUGUACCUAAAUUAACAAUGGCAAAAUGCAGGCGAAAUGUGGAGAAUUUCCUAGAAGCUUGCAAAAAAAUUGGUGUACCUCCGGACAAUCUUUGUUCCCCUUCUGACAUCCUUCAGCUAAACCUCAGCGUUAAAAGAACUGUUGAAACACUACUUUCUCUUGGGGCACAUUCAGAAGAAUCCAGUUUUGUCUUUCUAUCUAUCCAACUUCUGGGUUUUGUGGCAUUUUAUUGUACUUUAAUGUUUACUCUUUGUAUGCUUUAUUACUGGAUCUUCCCCCUCUAGCUGAAAGAUUUCAUUCCAGUGAUUUUCCACCUCAUUCCUGUGCUUGGUAAAGGGGGUUUGUUUCUCAUUCAUAAUUAUUUACAUAUGACACCCACCUCUACCCCAUCCUACCCUGGCCCUAGAUAUCAAGGAGCUAACCAAUAAAGUAGAUAAAUCUUUUCCUCAUAUAUCCAGGUGAGCAGCCCAUCACACUAAGCAUUUAUGAUUGUUAACAAAGAGUAAAAGACCAGCAUUUUUUCUCCUGGCCUGUGGCCUUGUUUCCCUUACCAUAAAUGCUGAAGCAUUUCUACUAAUACAAUCCUAAAUCUGUUCUUAGAAUAUGAUGUAUAGAACUUUAUUUCUAAAUGACACAAUAAAAUAUCCAUCUGGCCAUUUUUCCAUGCCUCAGCACAACUUACAUGUUGAAAUUAUGAGUUGCUGAAACUUUUCAACAACUGUUCAUGAGGAGAAACAUCAUGCCUUUCUGGUUUUGGGGGCACCUGGUCACUUAGAUCUCUGCAUUGAGAUCAUGAACUCUCCUUUAACUGGUAGGCAUAAGUCCAUCUAAGCAUUUGCUGUCUGGACAUUUGUAAGGCACUGGACAUUUAAUCUUAGUAAUUUUAGUUUGGUCAGAAUGUUCAGCAAAGAGAUAAUGUAGGUUCUCUAUGUUGCUAUUCUGAGCCCAUUAUGCACAUUUAAAAUAGAACAAUAAGCAAAUGAUCUGGAGCUGACCUUUCAGGAGUAGGUACCUGUCAAGAUUUACUAUGUUUGUUAUCCUUAACUGAGAUUCACUUCUAAAAUUUUAUUUAGAAUUUAAAAGUGGAAUAUAUGUUAAUUUCUAAUGUAUUUGAACCAUCUUAAUAGGUGCACUAGUGUUUUAUAGGCCAUUGGGGAGAUUAUAUCUGGAUGGUAGCAGGUAAAGUGUUAGCAGUUUCUCUUCUGUACUCAAAUGCUUUCAGAAUGCUUAGUAUAUUGGGCUGGCCCGUGGCUCACUUGGGAGAGUGUGGUGCUGAUAACACCAAGGCCACUGGUUCGGAUCCCAUGUAGGGAUGGCCGGUUAGCUCACUGGCUGAGCAUGGUGCUGACAACACCAAGUCAAGGGUUAAGAUCCCCUCACCGGUCAUCUUUAAAAAAAAAAAAAGAAAACGCUUAGUAUAUUAGCUGCUAGACCUUGAUGCUUGAAACUACUUUAUAAUUGCAUUCAGAUUCUAGUUCUCAUAAAUGGUGUUUCUGAACAUUCAGGAAUCUUCUGAACUCUAUUAAAAUUGGACCACGGAACACAAGUAUUAAGGGAAAUUGCAAGGAACAUAACAGCUUGUUAUUGAAUUCAGCGUGAGGGUUUGAUUCCUUUGGUUUUCUUCUAUAUUAAAUGGUACAGUUAUUUAACACACUAAAAGAUUAUUCACUGUUAAUGCUGAAACAGUGAACACUGUGAUGAAAACUUGAGUUUUAUACAGUGGUAGUAGUGCCUUCCAGAGUUUGGGAGGUUGUGGUUUGUCUUAUUUUUAAGAUGUCUUCGGCUGGCCUGUGGCUCACUCGGGAGAGUGUGGUGCUGAUGACACCAAGGCCACAGGUUCGGAUCCCAUAUAGGGAUGGCCGGUUCGCUCACUGGGAGAGCGUGGUGCUGACAACACCAAGUCAAGGGUUAAGAUCCCCUUACCGGUCAUCUUUAAAAAAAAAAAAAAAA
Cynocephalus volans (Philippine flying lemur) is the source of this 4066-nucleotide messenger RNA. It is a transcript of the gene LRCH3, whose product is annotated as leucine rich repeats and calponin homology domain containing 3. The transcript has 21 exons. Lineage: Eukaryota; Metazoa; Chordata; Mammalia; Dermoptera; Cynocephalidae. Bases 1 to 2400 code for a protein of 799 amino acids. Gene Ontology annotation, molecular function: protein binding. The record is from RefSeq and is a predicted model, not a curated record.